Molecule: messenger RNA, 1933 nt
Organism: Puntigrus tetrazona (Sumatra barb)
Lineage: Eukaryota; Metazoa; Chordata; Actinopteri; Cypriniformes; Cyprinidae
Gene: sar1b
Product: secretion associated, Ras related GTPase 1B
Exons: 7
Coding region: 175-771 (198 amino acids)
Biological process (GO): intracellular protein transport; endoplasmic reticulum to Golgi vesicle-mediated transport; vesicle organization
Cellular component (GO): COPII vesicle coat; endoplasmic reticulum exit site
Molecular function (GO): GTP binding; GTPase activity
Source: RefSeq, a predicted model, not a curated record
CCGGACGGUUUCGAUUGUGACACACAACGGAAGUGGCGCCAUUGUUGUGUGUCGUGGCUCUGAGCGGCUGUGAGUCUUUUCUCUCGACUCUGCUGUAAUAUUCACUCAUUCAGCUGCGUUGGAAAGAGCUGCACUCAUCUGUACACACACUUGAGAUAUUUCAACGGCCUGGAUAUGUCCUUCAUAUUUGAUUGGAUUUAUAGUGGUUUCAGUAGCGUUCUGCAGUUCCUGGGGCUGUAUAAGAAGUCGGGCAAAUUAGUAUUUCUCGGUCUGGACAAUGCUGGCAAAACGACGCUACUGCAUAUGCUCAAAGACGACAGACUGGGUCAACAUGUGCCAACCUUACACCCCACCUCAGAAGAGUUGACGAUCGCUGGUAUGACCUUCACCACGUUUGAUCUGGGUGGUCACGCUCAGGCUCGACGAGUGUGGAAGAACUACCUCCCCGCCAUUAACGGCAUCGUCUUCCUGGUGGACUGCGCAGAUUACGCCAGACUGGCCGAGUCCAAAACAGAGCUUGACGCACUAAUGACAGAUGAAACCAUUGGAAACGUGCCCAUCUUGAUCCUCGGCAACAAGAUUGACAAACCUGAAGCCAUCAGUGAGGAGAAACUGCGUGAGAUCUUCGGACUGUACGGUCAGACGACAGGAAAGGGCAACAUUCCCCUCAAAGAGCUGAACACGAGGCCCCUGGAGGUGUUCAUGUGCAGUGUGCUGAAGAGACAGGGCUACGGAGAGGGCUUCCGCUGGCUCUCACAGUACAUCGACUAGAGGAAGAGGAAGAGAAGCACGCUCAUCCCGCCUUCACACGACGACUCGACUCCCACAGACUGUUAUCGUUCAGCUCAUCAACAUGAUUUCUUACCAAAACAACAAACCUGCAGUGAUUCUGCAAAUGUGGUCAAUUCCAAACAAUGAGUCUUCGCAUUGACUUUCACUUUUCUUUACUCUGUAAUUUGAUGGGGAUUUUUUUUUUUUUUUUUCGUUGAUCUCUCUCUGUCCAUCGGUGAAUGAUUCUGCGUGUACUGACCGCACCACAUACAAUCGUACACAGCUUCUGAGUCAUCUGCCUCAUAUACUUCAAACAGGAAGUGCUUUGAUUCUCUCCAUUGUUUGUUUCCUGUCGCGAGACCAUGGUCCUCAGGCUUUAAGAUGAAGUCGAGACUGUCUGUUAAUGCUCUGAUGUGGCUGUGUUGAAUUGCAUAUCUGUUUUUGUUCUCCCAAAAAAUUAAAACAAGUGUACUGCCACAUUCAGGAACUCAUUCCCAAAGUUACUGUAAACUGAAAUAGACCAAUAGAUGCAUUUCCUUUCUUAAUAUGAUUUGGAAUUGAAGACGGGCACGGCAGUAAAUAUCAUUACUGACCACGAGUGUCUGAUCAUUCGGGCGAAAGCAGAGCAUGCCUUUCUCACAAAAACAGAUGAUUAUAUUUACCUGCUAAUGACUAGUAACGUGAUGAUGGUGGAAAGUGGACACACACGUGAUGAUGAUGAUGAUGAUGUUUGAAGCUGUCUGAAAGCAGAGCUUGCCUUGAACAGAAGGGUGCAAGGGAGUGAAAUAAGGAUAGCUGAUGAUAAAAUGUAAUUUAUAUAAAUGCCAUAUAUGGAUUUUUUAAAGCUGUCCUUAAUUUGAAUAACAUGGAUGAAAAAAAACAUUAUGCAUGCCUUGUUUCCAUGAUUAUUAAUUUUUAUUAGUUUUUUUUUUUUUUUUUAAUAAACACAUAACAUAGUGUAAAGCAUCUAAAAUGGGAUGAGAUGCCAAGGGCACAGUCUUCUAGGUCUAUUUCUAUGGAGUCGCAGUGGAAUGGCACACAAAUGCGUUUUAUUUUCUGUACUGUCCUUCCAUGUAUCAUUGUCAUUCCAUGAGCUGUUCCAUCUACGAGAGAUACAGUUGUUUCCAUCAGAAAUUGUAAUAAAUGUUUGCAAUGAAAGCAA